Caenorhabditis auriculariae is the source of this 4187-nucleotide messenger RNA. The record is from the annotation of a GenBank genome assembly. Lineage: Eukaryota; Metazoa; Nematoda; Chromadorea; Rhabditida; Rhabditidae.
AUGACGCCAACGGGACAAGUGGUCCCCAUUUUGGUCCACCCUGCACUGCUGCCGACGCAUUUGCCGCCGCCGCCGUGCCUCGUCGCUGCCGAUGGCACGCUGAUCUUCCCGCCCGGAUUCAUACCGCCUCCUUUCCCGGCCGUCACCAACGAAGAAGAACUCCACCAGUAUACGGCUGAGAGUCCCGAGUCCGCCACGUCUUCCUCUUCGCGCUCCGAGACUCCGGCCCUUCACCAGCAGUCUUCGUCUUCGUCGUCUGUCUCCAACUACUGCACCUCGGUGAUACCAGCGUCGCCGGCGCCGUCCUUCGCUCCGUCGGUCGUGCCCCUUCCCGGACUUCCCUUGCCUUGGCACUCACUCGUCAUGCCCUUCCAAAGGAAAAUGCUGCCAGUCAAGAUCACUCCCAUCGACUCGGACUACGACCGGAGGAGAAGUUGGCGAUAUGAACAGCGGCGGCCCAGCAGCGGAUCUUCGGCACAUUCUUCGGUUUAUGGCGGCGCAUUUACCCCUACUACUUCUGAAUACUCACAUUAUUACCCUGAAACGGUUUGUCUUUUUUCCUGGACGUGUGUUUUUUGUUUGGAAACGUUUUUUUCAUUGAGAGAAACUUUUGUUUUACCGGUUUAGAAUCUUUUUGAAUAACUUUUGGGUUAUUGGUCAUGUCGAUAUCGUCAUCUGAAAAGUAGACGACCAUUAUUCUAAAUAAAAGUACAGAGUUUAGAAAAAAAUAAAUCAUUUUUUUGCUUUUUUUGAAGAUAUAUAUAUAUAUAUAUAUAUAUAUACGAUUGGUCACGUCAAGAGUUGAAUCUAAUGACAAAAAACACAAAAAAAGUUGUCUUUGCAAGGUUUUUCAGAAGAUAAGCCAAUAAUUUCUAGGUAUCUUCACAAGAUUCUGGCCGAGCGACCGGAGGCCUAGCCUCAUCGCUCUCGCCAAUGGACGAGCACAUGGUGAACGGCAACGUGCAGGACGGAACCCUCGUCGACGACUUGAUGGAUCCGAUGCCCAUGUACGAAUUCGAAAUCCCCAACAGUUUGGUCGGACUCGUGAUUGGAAUCAAGGGAAAAACUAUUCGAGUAGGGAUUUUCCAUGAAAAGACCCAAUUAUUGUUUCAUUUUUCCAGGAAUUGAGCGUUAGAACAAAGGUCAGAAUGUUGAUCCGUCAACAUCACACACCUGAGAAGGUUGAUACGCAUCAAAUUUGCCAGGUACAACUAUUUCUCUAUUCAGUUAAAAUUUUUAUCUUUUUAUAUUCAGUGAAAAAAACUUUUUAAGAAGAAAAAUUUUUAUUUUUUUGAAAAAAAUAUGAAUUCAAUAGUGUAAAAAAACAGUUGGAAGAUCUGAAUUUUCAUGUUCUUUAAGCUUCUAGAACUCAGGUAGAAAAUUUUAUUUUCAUUAAAAUUACCCAGAUUUCCAACAUAUGAGCUGCUUUGAAGUCAAAAGUGCGAACAAAUUACUUAUUUUUAAGCUUUCACGUCAUUUUUCUGGCCUUUUUUUCAAGUUUUCAAAAUGUUCAAAAGAACUGCUCACCUACAUUUUCUGACAUUUGUUUUUUCAAUGACUUCAACAGCUCGUUUCCAGGUGCGAGGACAGCGAGAAGAGAUAAACCAUUGCCUCCAAAUGCUCCGCCGCCGCUUCCCACCGGCACGGUUCCCAGAGUUGAACCUUCAGCCAGUUCUGCCGCCGCCACUUCCCAACCACUACUUCGACAUGAUCCACACACAGCCAUCUUGGGUAAUUGAGAUGUUAAUUGAGCCGCCGAGAGUAGACUUAUGAAAAACUAUUCAUUGACAAAUUAUCAUUUCUUUUCUCUGCUAGCAAAGAUUUCCUACUUUUCAAACUCGUGCAAAAGUCUUGACGUUAGAUAAGAGGCGUUGUAUUUUAAAAAUCCAAGAAAGUAUUAUAAUUUUUUUCAGCUGACGCUCCCCGAGGAAGUUCCAUGCGAGGUGGCCGUCUCGAACAUGGUCGACGUCUCCCAGUUCUUCCUCCAGCAGCCGACUCAUCCCUCCUUCGCCUCGCUCCGUCAUCUCGACCUCUACAUGCUGCGGCUCUACAGCGAGCACACUCAGAUCCCAGAACUUCCUGUUCCUUGUCAAAGUCCGUUUUUUGGCACAGUUUAUAGACAUCUUUGUAGUUUCUUUCUAAGAAAACAUCUUAAAAUUCUUCGAUUUUAUGUGUACAUUGAACACCUAGACCCUUUGAAAAUCAAAGAAAAAACUAAUUUGAAGCAAGCGAAAGUUUGUGAAUUUCGAUUUAAAAGCGGCCUUUUCAUUAUAUUCAAAUUUUUCAAAGAAUAUCAUUUUUUUAAAUCAUCAAAUGUUCAAAACGCGUAGUGAAUACCCAAAGAAGACACUUCGUAAAAAAGACCCAAAAAUGGAGGUCUAUGUUGAACUUUCUCACGAGUUUUUUUUAACAACACCAGACUAUGUCAUACGAUUUUACUCCUCUCCCAGCUGCUUUUUCCACUUUUUCUCUUUUGAUCGGGUUGGCCGUACACAUGUGACGACAGCUGCCUAGAGUAGCGUGUAAUUUGUCAAAUAGUUUCAACUAUUUUCGUCCGUCUCCUUGCUCUUUCGAUAUCAAGGCUUUCGGGAGUUGGAUUGAGAGAAAAAUGGUGUAGGUAUUCUCGAAAAGGAAGAUUUAUGAAGAGCAUAACAAUUCCAGAUACUUUAUAAUUUUUCUAGACCAUUUCAGACUUCAGUUAUCCUAAAUUUUUUUGAAAAAGAACAAAAAAAUCAUUAAAAUUUAAACGGCCUUAUGAAAAAAAUACAACAAUUAGAAAUAAUUUUUUUAUUACAAAAAAAAAUUUUUCAAGUGACUUUGAAAAAUUUGACGACGUUAGGGCUUCUCAGCUCAAAAAAUGACAAGAUUGAUGAUUUAUAAUUAACUUUUCGAAGAAGAGUCAAAAUAUUCAAAUUUAUUAAAUUUCCAAUUUUUCAGCCGGUCUUUUGUGCGCCGCCCCAGUGAUGAACGCCUGGUUCCGCGCCGUGACGGUCAACUACUUCGAGGAGAGCGACGAAGUCCUCAUCCGAUUCGUUGACUACGGCGGCUAUGCGCGACUCCCGCGUCAGGAGCUCCGUCAGAUCCGGUUUGUCUUUUUUUUUCUGGGAAUAACUGCUCUUUUGAAAUUUCUAUCGAGUUUUAACUGAUUAUCUGAGUUUUCAGCACGGACCUGAUGUCGCUGCCGUUCCAGGCCACUGAAGUUUGCCUCGCGCACGUCAAGCCAGUCGAUGGUCAGCAUUGGCAAUUUUUACGUUCAGAAAAAAGAAAGGAGAGAGUAGUUUGAGCUAUUAGAGGCCCUAUUUUCCAGGGAACCUCUUGGAAAGUUCUAUCUUAUUAAGUUGGGGAAAUUGUGGAAAAUAAAACUGACCGGGAAAUUUUUAAAUUCAAUUUUCACCGGCUUUUGUUAAACAUCGGGAAAAUUUUAUAACCGAUUAUUUUAGAGAGGAACUGAAUUCGCUCAAGUCUCUCAGAAAACUGUCAACUUUCAAAGAAUAAUUGUAAUCUUUUCCAGGAACCUUGCAAUGGGACGAGAAGGCCUUCGAGGAAUUCCGCAGCCUCUGCAUGGGCAAAGUGGUCACGGCCAAGUGCAUCGGAUACGCGGCAGACACGAAAGUCCCCAUGGUGGAACUGUACGUUUCAAACGACGAGACGGAUGAGAGAAAGGUUCGUUUCUGUGAAAAAUUCGCGAAAAUUUAGGUGAUAAUGGGUAGACUUCAUUUAAUAUCUGACAGGAAGAAGUUUAGAAUCCAUAAAAAAUAGUACAGCUGUAUUGAAAUUUCAGAGAUUUGCUAUAAUUAAAAUGUUGGAUAUCAACUUUUUAAAGUUGCAUGUUAAUUUUUUUAGACGUGAUUUUUUUAAAUAAGAUCUUCGAAGCUUCAAUGUUCGAUUAUGGAAAUAAUUUUCGAAAAAUAAAGAAUAUUCUGAAAAAUAAAAAUAAAAAUCAAGGGCAAAAAACGAAGGAUAGUCUUUGAAGAGAUUGAAAAAAACAAGAAAAUUAAAAAUACAUGAAAAAUUAUCACGAUAAUGAGCAAAAACGAUCCUAAUUGCAGGUGGUGAGGUUCGACACCCACCUGAUGGAGCUCGGUCUGGCACGGACCUCAGAUCCGUCAAAGAUGAUCCGGACCUCGUUGUCGAGCAUGAUCCACAAGAGACUUUCCGUCUCGUCUCAGAACUCGAUCAACGCCUGA